Galdieria sulphuraria is the source of this 1878-nucleotide messenger RNA. RefSeq lists its product as uncharacterized. NCBI's taxonomy places the organism in Eukaryota, Rhodophyta, Bangiophyceae, Galdieriales, Galdieriaceae. The transcript has a single exon. The record is from RefSeq and is a predicted model, not a curated record. The coding region runs from base 35 to 1225 and encodes 396 amino acids.
CUUUUUUGUGUCUCCAAUAUUUUUUUUGACAAACAUGAAGAGAUAUCUUUGUUUAUAUUUAUCUGUUAUACUUGUAAUAGCAUUAGCAGUUAGUUUUGCAAUGGCAGAUACAAAUACAUUUUCUUCUUCCUUUUCCUCUGGAAAUGGAGAAGCUUCAGGAUUCUCCUCUUCAACUGAUGGAAAGCAAUCCUCCGCAUCCAACUCCCAAGUCGAUUCUACUGGAAAUGGUUCUGCUGCUUCUGAAGAUUCCAGCUCUACUACUUCUCAAGGCACCUCUAGUUCAUCCAUAUCUUCUUCUGUAGGCUCUGCCAACGCCAAAGGUAUUACAGCAGGUAACAAUGGUAAGAGUUCAACAGCAGCUGGUUCUAGUGCGUCUUCCAGUCAAGAUGGUGCUGCAAUAAGUUCAAGUGGUUCAACCAGUUUUGAUAAGAAUAUUAGUGGAGUGAACUUUCAAGGUUCACAAACCACUACUUCAUCUUCCUCUUUUGGAAGUGGACAAGGGGUUUCUGCUUCUGAUAGUAAUACUCCUAAUACAAGUUCAGAAAGCACUACAGGAACAAGUGGCAACGCUGCAGCAAAAGACUCCUCAAGUAGCACUUCUGGACCUAGCGGAGUGACAAGUAGUACAAAUGCCAAUGCUAAAAGUAGCUCUAGUGGUUCAGCAGCAGCACAAGGAACUGCCAAAGCUUCUACAAACUUGAGCUGUGUUUGGCAGUACAAAGAAAAGUGUUUACCUUGUGCUCACAUUGAGAACGAUGUUUGUAAAUGUUACUGGAAUGUAUCGGAUCAAUGUAUAUGUACGAGUUUAACUUGUGCAAAGCCUUUGUUUCAAGCAAGUGUGGAAUCCAGUGCCACCGCAUCUUCAAGUGAUGGUGGUUCUUCUAGUGCAGGAGCCAACGCUGCUUCCAGUCAGUUGGGUGGCGGUGCCAAGUCUCAAGCACUAGGUUCAAGUACAGGCUCAGGCUCCGUCAGUGCUUUGAGCCAAGCACAAAGUAUUUUGGAUCAGGCAGAAGGCAGUGUUCAAAGUCAAGGUUCUAGUUCCAAUGGAGGAGACUUUGGUUCACUUUCUGGUAGUUUCUUUCGCCAAGGUAUCCAAGUGACAGCUACUUCCAAUAGCUCUGAGUCUUGUUCUACUGUUGGUCCUUUUCAACUUGACUCUGUACGUUUUUCUUUUCUAAACACUGCUGAUGGAAUGGUUUUUCUACAAAUUUGUAGCACGGCAUAAGUUACCUUUUGUUUAUACUAAGUUUUUUUUAAAAAAAAAUUGGAGCGACUUUGAAAAAGUUGACUUGGAAUAAAGAUUGAUUUAACUUAUGUUUUUGAUUGAACGGUAACGACUUCAGUAACUACAAAUUUUUAAGUGCUGCGUCUAAAAUUGCAUUCAGUUGCUAACAAGAACCAAUAAACCCCAGAUAUCUUGAUCAAAAACCUCUUCUCUUUUAUACAGCAGAUGAUCAAACUAAACAAUGUAUCCACUGAAAAAUGGUGCAACACGAGAGAAUACUGCUUUUGGGAGUGUGGAGUUCGAGAUUUCGAAUGUAAAUAUAAAACUUGCACAGUUGAACAACACGAGGAGACUAGAGUUUCUAGUUGCUAGAAUUUUACGUUUCUUCUUGUUGUUUUGAAGCUUCCAGAAAACCAAACCGUGCAAUCUUUGCCCUCCUUUUUGUCUUUAAAUAUUUAUAUAAACUUUAUUAGCCAUAAAGAAGUGCUUCAAAGAAAGUUUUGGCCAGAUGAAACUUUUUGGUUGUGACAUUCCUGAAGCUGGUCACCCUCAGGACUUACUGUUUGCUUGUCAAAGUUUGCAGUUUUGACAACUGCCACAGGAAAUUGUUUUGUUUUCGAAUCUGAUUCCUCAAUAAAUGACAGGUUAAUUGA